CAACAACCCCACGCGGGCAAGCCGCUUCACGUGCGACGACCAAGCCACUUGCGAACUCUACCUCUGCAAAUUUGAUGUGGCCGGCCUGCGUGUGCGCGUCCCUCCUCGAACACCAAUGCUUCUUCCAUCACGAUGGAGGUGGCACUAGGAGCGUACCGUGGUCGUUUCGCCGACAUUCGAACGAGUGUCGCCCGAGACGUUGAUCUAGGCGCAGGGCUGAUAGAGGAGCUCCUGAAUGAAUUGGACACGACGAAAACCCUCUUGCGGCAGACAAAAUUAGACCUAGACAAUGAGCGCGAAGCGAGAAGACGUCUUCAGCAGGAGGUCCAAGAGAGCAGGGAGCGGCAGCGCAGACGGCCGUUUGUGGUUGCGUUGAUCGACGCCGACGGGGAUGACUACGUGUUUCUUGACAAGUUCAUUACGAGUGGGGCGAAGGGCGGCGAAACUGGGGCAGAUGCACUCCUCGCUGCAUUGAAGCAGUAUGUGCGAGGAGUAAUAGACGAGCCCGACGAGGUUGACAUCUUGGUGAGGGCGUUUGCGAACGUGAGCGGGCUAGGUGCGGCGCUCGAGCGUGAUGGACGGCUGAAGAGUGCCAGCCAGUUAAGGGAGUUUGCCGCUGGUUUCAGCAGUCGACAGGCUUUUUUCGAUUUUGUGGAUGUUGGGCCCGGAAAGGAACGGGCGGAUCUCAAAGUCCGAGAAAGUAUCGAGUUUUUCCUGGAAAGUUUUUAGUGUAAAUAUUUCGUGCUUGGGUGUGGGCACGAUUCUGGUUACGCACCGUUUUUGGGAUAGUUUGUCGGAAACAAGCGUGUUGCGGAGCGCAUUACGCUGCUAGAGGGAAAUACAUUCCUGCUAGCUAUUAGGGAUCUCGGUCUAAAAAAGACAAAAUUUGGCUUGGUUUUCAACAAGAUGAAGCGGUUAACGCCAUUUGCCGUUUCGUUAGGAUUAGCGUUGUAAUGUACCAUGCCUGCAGCGGCAGGACGUCCUCUUGACCCUGGCAACC
Molecule: messenger RNA, 1000 nt
Organism: Diaporthe batatas
Lineage: Eukaryota; Fungi; Ascomycota; Sordariomycetes; Diaporthales; Diaporthaceae
Exons: 5
Coding region: 133-729 (198 amino acids)
Source: RefSeq, a predicted model, not a curated record